Messenger RNA from Fomitopsis serialis, 189 nucleotides. RefSeq lists its product as uncharacterized. The annotation marks the transcript as partial. Lineage: Eukaryota; Fungi; Basidiomycota; Agaricomycetes; Polyporales; Fomitopsidaceae. The transcript is spliced from 2 exons. The record is from RefSeq and is a predicted model, not a curated record.
CUUCAUGAGACAUUCAAGGUGGUCGACAAGUUGAUGAGUCAAUUGGGCUUCCACUGGGACACGAAGUCGGGCACAACUAUCAACGAACGGUCCGAGCCUACGUGGCAGGCAUACAUAAAGAAAAACCCUGCGGCUGCAGCAUUCCGCAACAAGGGUUGGGAUUACUACGACCUUGUGGUGCAAAUUAUG